Rhipicephalus sanguineus (brown dog tick) is the source of this 3351-nucleotide messenger RNA. RefSeq names its product sucrase-isomaltase, intestinal. Gene Ontology annotation, biological process: carbohydrate metabolic process. The record is from RefSeq and is a predicted model, not a curated record. Gene Ontology annotation, molecular function: alpha-1,4-glucosidase activity; carbohydrate binding. NCBI's taxonomy places the organism in Eukaryota, Metazoa, Arthropoda, Arachnida, Ixodida, Ixodidae.
AUCUACGACUCCUCUGAGGAGCGCUACGAGGUUCCAGACCCCGUGAUCCCCGUCGAGAUGGACCUCGGAUCUCCUCUCGUUCAUGAAGGGGACGUGCAGAUGUACGCCACCAGUUACAGCCUGGGCAGCGACCCUUUCAGUUUCCAAGUGCGGCGAACCAAGACUGGUACCGUCAUCUUCGACACAGGCGUUGGUGCGCUGGUGUUUGCGCACCAGUUCCUGCAGAUUUCGGCGCGCUUACCCAGCGGACUCGUGUACGGACUCGGGGAACACGUCCACGACCAUUUCAAGCACGACAUGAACUGGAGGACGUGGGCCAUAUUCAACAGGGACGCCUUCCCGGAGGACUAUUCGAAUCUCUACGGCUCGCACCCAUUGUACAUGUGCAUCGAGAAGGACAACAACGCUCACGCCGUGCUCUUGCUCAACAGCAAUGCCAUGGAGAUUCAACUACAGCCAACUCCUGCUGUGACAUUCCGGACCACUGGUGGCGUUCUCGAUUUUUAUUUCUUCAUGGGACCCACUCCCGAAGAAGUCGUCAGGCAGUACACCGAGGCAGUGGGUCGUCCGCUGAUGCCGCCGUACUGGGCGCUUGGAUUCCACCUGGGCCGCUGGGGUUACCGCACCACCGACUAUGUUCGAGACACGCAGAAAAAGAUGCGUGACAUGAACAUGCCGCAGGACGUGGCUCACGUGGACAAAGACAUCUUGUACAAGCAGCGGUUAUUCACUUUGGACCGGAACAACUUCGCCAAGCUGCCAGACCUCGUCAAGGACUUGCACGGUCGUGGCCAGCGCUUCACUGUCGUCAUAGAGCCCGGAGUGGCUGUUCCGCGCGGAGAACCAGGUCCUUACGCGCCACUGGAGAGCGGAGAGCGGCUCGGAGUGUUCGUCAACGACACCUGGGGAACGCAGCCAAUACAGGGCUUGGGUUGGCCUGGUAACAUAAUGUUUCCAGACUUCGGGAAUCCCCUGACACAGGCAUGGUGGUCGGAGCAACUGCGAGAAUUUCACCAGAUCGUGCCUUUCGACGGCCUCUGGAUUACUGGCAAUGAGCCGUCGAACUACGCCAAUGGUUCAGUCAACGGAUGUCUCCAGGACAACCUGAAUCAACCACCGUACAAACCAAAGACGAAAGGACACCGCCUGUUCGAGAGAACUUUGUGCAUGGACUCUGUACACUGGUUCAAGGGCAGCAAGCACCGCCACUACAAUUUGCACAACCUCUACGGCAAGGCCAUGAGCCAAGCAACAGUCAAUGCCCUGAACGCGCUGUCCGGAGGCCGGCGCAGCCUAGUCAUGUCUCGCUCGACGUUCCUGGGCAGUGGUCGCUACGUGGGCCACUGGUUGGGCGACAACGCCAGCCGCUGGCCGGACCUGGGUCACUCUAUCAUCGCUAUGCUCGAGUUUGGCCUGUUCGGCAUACCUCUGGUAGGCGCCGACGUAUGCGGGUUUUACGACGAUGCCAACGAAGAACUCUGCUUGCGCUGGAUGCAGCUGGGUAUCUUCUAUCCUCUAGUCCGAAACAACAACGCCAUUGAAAGUAGUGCUCAAGACCCGUCGGCGUUCAGCGAAGACUACAAAGCAGUGGCACGCAAUGCCCUGAAGCUUCGAUACGAGCUGCUCCCUUUCCUGUACACUCUGUUUCACCACGCGCACACCAAGGGCACCACCGUGGCGAGGCCACUCUUCCACGUGUUUCCAAACGACACGGAGACGUAUGAAAUUGACAAGCAGUUCAUGUGGGGCGAGGCCCUUCUGAUGACUCCCGUCCUCGAACCGGGAGUUGUCUCCGUGGACGGCUACUUUCCUGCGGGAAAGUGGUAUGACUACCACACGGGUCGAGAAUUCUCCAGCUACAAGAGCGGCCAAUGGCUUCCCGUUUACUCGCCGCUGUUCGACCCGAGCCGGCCGUGUACCUUGCACGUCCGUGGCGGCUCUGUGAUCCCCAUGCAGGGACAUGCCAACACAACCACCGUGAGCCGGAGGAAUCCCAUGAAGCUUUUGGUAGCACUUAAUGCGUCUGGCGAAGCCGUCGGUGACCUUUACUGGGACGACGGAGAGACAAGAGAUGCGCAACUUCUGGAGGAAUACGUGUAUCUCAAGUUUCGUGCAAUGAACAACACUCUGGAGAUCUGCAGCUACCAGUACAAGAAGCUGUUCAACUCGACGUUCGACGAGUUGGCCAUCAUGUCCGUUCGUGUCCUCGGAAUCCGCCGGAGGCCCGCCCGCGUCGAACUGGAUGGCUACUAUCUCCUCUCGCGCCGACAGUACCGGUGGCACCACAGCAACAAGGUCAUGGAUUUGAAGCAGAUUCUCAUGCCUCUCAGGAAAAACACCACCGUUCGCUGGUUCAUGUCGUGACAUAGGCACCCCAAUAGGCACCUCGGCUUCGUCGCGGCCGACCGAACUGGCAGCGACCGUGGCCGCUGCUCGCGAGAUAGCGAGAGCAAGUGGCCCGUGACGCCGUCCCCGAAGAGGACAAGACGACCACGCGCCGUGGGCUGUGCGAUGUGCGGGGUGCGCCUACUCCUGCGACUGCUGCAGAAGAGGAAAGAGCGCCCUGCGAUUGUUCUAAGUCAGACAUUGCCGUGGACCUCUCAGUGCCGUGUGAAACAGUUCUAAUGUGUAUACUGUGUGCCGUCGCACAUCUACGUGAGACGGCGCUACCGUAACAAGGAGUUGUGGCUGGACCGAACAAUGCCGUCUCCCGGUACAAUUUCCGGCCGCAAGUACGCAUACUUACCAGCGCGUCAACUUUGAUGCUGACGCUGAAUAGAAAAUGGCUUUUGUCCCGCGAGAAAAGUACACAUUGACUGCCAUAACUUCUUAUAACAGUGACCUUCGGUGCGCCUGGUUCGUUUGUUAUUUUUGCUCCGGGGGACCAUGAAGUAAGAUGCUUUUUUUUUUUUCCUGAUCAGAAGCCGCAUCCGCAAAACUAUCUUGCAUGAAAAGGUGAAACUGAGAUUGACAGCGCAUAUUACGACUGUCUCGACCAUGGGCAUCGACCGUUCGCCUAACUGAUCUAUGUGCGAAACUGCUUUUGGCAUAAGCUUUUAAGCAAGCAACCGUCUCCGAUGUUCUUAUCAGUUGUUCUUGAACACAACCUGGUGCUCGUGGUAGCGCGUACACUACUAGGCUUCGGAAGACACUUUAUGACGGUUGCAAACGCUUCCGCUAGUCUGCGUCUGCGCGCCGCAGUUUCUGUUGACUAGAGACUCCAAACGGAUUCGGAUGCAAAACCAUCGAAGACGAACAAAGCAAGCCCAACUAAUAAGCGUACGGCGACGGCGUUCAUAAACAGUGUUGGCGCUCGCCGGUCUAGGCUACAGUGCAGAGCAUGGGUGCAUA